AUGGCUGCCGUCGCCGAGCCCGUCGGGGAGUUCAUCGACGCGUUCAACUCCGACUACGCCCGCAUUCAUAAGGCGUACGAGGACAACUUUUGGGCCACCAAGAUGAACCUCAAGGGCAACUCCACCGACGCCCUCACCGAGUCGUUCAACGCGCUCGAGGCGUUCCUCGGCGAUCGCGAUACCCUCGACAAGGUCCGAGGCUACCUCGCCGGCGCCGACGCGACCGACGCGCAGGUCGUCGUCCUCAAGCACAUCGAGAAGACCCUCGGGUGCUACAUCGUCGAGUCCGCGGAGGCCAAGAAGGUGCGCGAGGAGGCCGUCGCGCUCGAGAACAAGAUGAACAGCGCCAGGAACAAGCUCGGACUCACCUACGUGGAGUCCGACGGCACCGUCACCGACGCCACCCCCACGGUGCUCCGCACCAAGAUUCGCAGCGCCUCCGACGAGUCCGUGAGGAAGUCCUGCUGGGAGGCGACGCGGAAGGUGGGACCCUUCCUCCUGAGCAACGGCUUCCCCAAGAUCAUCGCCGAGAGGAACCGAUUCGCUCGGACGCUCGGGUUUGUCGACUUUUACGACAUGAAGGUGACGCAGGCGGAGGGCUUCAGCAAGGCGCGUUGCUUCGAGAUGCUCGACGGUCUGGAGACCGCGACGAGGCCCAUCCUCGACGCGGCGCUCGCCAAGCUCAAGGCGGACAAGGGCGAGGACGCGCUCAAGCCCUGGAACAUCUCCUACGCGCUCAGCGGCGAGCUCAGCCGCGAGAUGGACCCGUACUUUCCGUUUGAAAACGCUCCCGAGGUUUGGGGGCGCUCGUUCGCCGCGAUGGGGAUACGGUACCGCGACACCAAGAUGCAACUGGACCUCUGCGAUCGAAAGGGCAAGUACCCCAACGGGUUCUGCCACUGGCCCAUCGCCCCGCACAAGGCGCAGGACGGCACCUGGAACGCGAGCCAGGCCAACUUCACGUCGCUCGCAACCCCCGACGAGGUGGGAAGCGGAAACACCGCCCUCACCACCCUGAUGCACGAGGGUGGGCACGCCGCGCACUUCGCGAACAUCGAGCAGGGCUCCCCGCUCUUCAGCCAGGAGCGCGCGCCGUUCUCGGUGUCCCUCGCGGAGACGCAGUCGAUGUUUCUCGACUCCCUCUGCGGCGACGCCGCGUGGCUGGGCCGAUACGCCAAGGACCGCGCCGGAUCCCCCAUCCCCUGGGACCUGCUGGAGAGGUCCAUCCGGGAGAAGCACCCUUUCGAGGUGUUCAUGCUCCGCGGCAUGAUCGCCGUGCCUUACUUUGAGAAGGCGCUCUACGAGCUCGACGAGGCUGAUCUCACCGCGGAGAACAUCGAGCGCAUCGCCGACGAGAUCGAGCACAAGAUCCAGGGCGGACUCGCCGCUCGCCCGCUCCUCUCCGUGCCGCACAUCACCUCCGACGAGUCAUCCUGCUACUACCACGGGUACGUGUUCGCCGAGAUGGCGGUCCACCAGACCCGGGCGCACUUCCUCGGCAAGUACGGCGUCAUCGUCGACAACCCGGAGAUUGGACCGGAGAUGCUCAGGUCGUACUGGCUCGCGGGCAGCGGCGAGCCCGGGUUCCUCAAGAUGGUGCAGGACCUGACGGGGAAGCCCCUCGGCCACGACGCGUGGGUGGCGGAGCUGAGCAAGCCCACCGAGGACGUCGUGAGGGACGAGAAGGAGGAGUACGCCAAGGCGGUGAACGCCGGCGCCUACGCGGGCGAGGUUGACCUGGGCAUGCACGCCGUCUUCGUGCACGGCGACGAGGUCAUCUCGGACUCCAAGGUUGAGGACGGGUACGCGGCGGCGUGCGCGAAGUUCAAGAAGUGGGUCAACGAGAACUGGCCCAAGACUGCAGUGACUGCGUAACCCUUAAAUAGAGAGAAAAGAUUGGAGGGUUCAA
Molecule: messenger RNA, 1909 nt
Organism: Micromonas commoda
Lineage: Eukaryota; Viridiplantae; Chlorophyta; Mamiellophyceae; Mamiellales; Mamiellaceae
Exons: 1
Coding region: 1-1875 (624 amino acids)
Biological process (GO): proteolysis; peptide metabolic process
Molecular function (GO): metalloendopeptidase activity
Source: RefSeq, a predicted model, not a curated record